Molecule: messenger RNA, 564 nt
Organism: Ostreococcus tauri
Lineage: Eukaryota; Viridiplantae; Chlorophyta; Mamiellophyceae; Mamiellales; Bathycoccaceae
Product: unnamed product
Exons: 2
Coding region: 1-564 (187 amino acids)
Source: RefSeq, a predicted model, not a curated record
AUGUCCUUUUACGGCGACGAACCGCAGACGGACGCGACGGAGACCCGUCGCAAGUACACCCAAUCAUGGGGCGAUAAGCUCGAACCGUACGCGUACGCCAAGCGGAACGAUAUUCGCGCGAUGGAUGCGGCGGAAGAGAACGUGUGGUUCUACAGGGACCGAUGCGGGACGAUCCGCGGACCAGCGCAUCUGCAAACGUUGAGACAGUGCUGGGUGGGCGGCGUCGUGGACGAGCACACGAUGAUGUGGGGGAACGGGCUGGGGGAUUGGAUUCCGGCCAGGAACAUCCGGGGGUUGAUUCCUUUGAUUCGAAACCCGCCGACAAUCUUCAUGAGUUGGAUCGUGAGGAAGUUCGUGGACACGGACGAGAAGAUUCGGGCGCUUCGGGCGCAGAGGUUCAGCGAAGGUUUGGCGAAGAGCGAUACGCUCGACGCCGAGGGCGUCUCCAAGUGGGAUAAGAAGCGCAGAGCGGAACUCAAGAGACAGGGGAAGGUGUUAGGGUCGCUCACGUCGAGAGUGAUCCCCAGGGUGACGAAGAGCGACGUGCGAGUUGACUUCAAGUAA